UGCAUGCACUUCACCUUUGAGAACGGAGUGGGAAGGAAGAAGAAAGAACAAAGAGAAAAAGAACAGCAAAUGGAGGCCAAAGGGAUCCUCAGGAGCGCUGCUCUACAAAAUUACGUCGAGAUGAACGCGUAUCCAAGGGAGCACGAGCAGCUGAAGAAACUUCGAGAAGCCACGGUCGAAAAAUAUGCCAAUCUAAGCAAAAUGGAGAUACCAGUGGACGAAGGCAAUUUCCUGUCGAUGCUUAUAAAGAUUAUGAACGCCAAGAACACUAUAGAGAUCGGCGUUUUCACUGGUUACUCCUUGCUCGCAACUGCCCUCUCGUUGCCUGAAGAUGGUCGUGUUAUAGGGAUAGAUCCCGAAAUUCGAUAUUACGAAUUGGGUCAACCGUUCAUAAAAAAGGCGGGUGUAGAUCACAAGGUCAACUUCAUUCACUCGGCUGCUCUCCCUGUUCUUGACGAAAUGUUGAAUGACGAGAAGAAGCAGAAACAGGAGUUCGACUUCGCCUUCGUGGAUGCAGACAAACACAACUACCAAAACUACCACGAGAGACUGUUGAAGCUCGUGAAGGUCGGGGGAGUGAUCGCGUACGACAACACGCUGUGGUUCGGAUUGGUGGCCGAGGACGAGGACGAGGACGACGGCGAAGACAGGUUCCCAGAACAGAUGAGGGCCAUUACAAGACACAUAAGGGACUUCAACAGGUUCCUGGUCUCCGAUCCACGUGUCGAGGUCUCUCUCCUAUCGAUCGGUGAUGGCAUCACUCUCUGCAGACGGAUCGUCUGAUAUGAAUUUCCAAAAGAAUUUAUUUUUAAUGUUUUAUUUUCUUCUUUUUUCCAUUAAAGAAACUACGCAUUGGGUUUCUCUGUGCUGUAAUGUCCGUCUUCUCCUACAUGACAUGAAUAAACCCCAUAAGAUAUUGUACCAAUGUUUUGUUUGGA
Molecule: messenger RNA, 938 nt
Organism: Tarenaya hassleriana
Lineage: Eukaryota; Viridiplantae; Streptophyta; Magnoliopsida; Brassicales; Cleomaceae
Product: putative caffeoyl-CoA O-methyltransferase At1g67980
Exons: 5
Coding region: 4-783 (259 amino acids)
Molecular function (GO): O-methyltransferase activity; S-adenosylmethionine-dependent methyltransferase activity
Source: RefSeq, a predicted model, not a curated record